Messenger RNA from Phyllopteryx taeniolatus (common seadragon), 2250 nucleotides. Its product is annotated as coiled-coil domain-containing protein 113-like. Lineage: Eukaryota; Metazoa; Chordata; Actinopteri; Syngnathiformes; Syngnathidae. Gene Ontology annotation, cellular component: axoneme; ciliary basal body. The record is from RefSeq and is a predicted model, not a curated record. The transcript is spliced from 9 exons. Gene Ontology annotation, biological process: cilium assembly. Bases 153 to 1295 code for a protein of 380 amino acids.
GACAGUAAAUACAAUUAUCAGGCGGGUAGCGGGAGGUUUGGAGCAUAAUGGUGCCGAAGCAACUUCAAUAUAGAUGAAAAAAUAAAAAUAAAAAGUAGCCAUAGCAACCACCGCACUGUGUCGUAGCAACCAAGGAGGAAGGUCGAGACUUAAUGGAAAAGAAAAGCCCACAAGAACGACAAGAAGGCGUCUAUGCACGUAUCCAACUGCUACAAAGUUCCAAUGCAGCACUCUUGGCUGAGAAUGAGCUGUUUGAAAGCUUUGUCAUCCGCCUGGAUCGACAGGACCCAUUGACCCAGCCUGUGGCUGGAACCACCCAACUGGAGGACAGGGGUCAAUGUUGGAGGCAGAGAUCUCAGGGCAACUUGCUCGACAGCCUUCUACAGCUGACCUUGGGACAAAAACUGCACGUGGCACAAAGGGAAAUAGCCGAGAUGAUAAGAGACCAGCAGAAAGACAAGGAGCGGUCCGAGAGAAUUCUGAACAACUACAAGGUUAGUAUGGCAAAGGAAAAUAAACAUUACAUUUUCACCUCUGUGACUCCCUUUCAGGCCUCCCUCAAAGAAAUUGAUCUACAGCGAGCAGACAUCCGCAGGGACAAGAAUGACUUUGAACACAGAUUCCUCAAACCAUUGAAGAAGAUGUCAGAAAUGAAAGAACCACUAAAGUUACUCCAGUACAUUAGGAGUAAGCAGGCCAGCCAGAGUGACAAGUUAAAACUGAAGAUCCAAGGACUGAAGGAGAAGGAGAAGAGGCUCCAGCAGCAGCUGCAGGAGAAAAGAGAGCUGGGAAAAGCAGGACUCGAGGACAUUUUCUUGGAGUACAGCGAGCCGACAAUCGACAUCGAAGAACUCCAGGUCAAACAUUUGCGAGCACAGCGUACCCUGAGCGCUCACAAGGAGAAGCUUCAGCGUGUGACACAAGAGUUUGCACAGCUGAGCAGAGACAUCACUAAACGGAAGGAGAUGCUGGAGAAAAUAGAAGAGGACAUACUACUUGCUGAAGAGGAGCGUUCAAAGGCUGAGGACCAGAACACGCAGCUGCGCCGCCAGAUGUCCACUUACCAGGCACCCGACAUCGCCCAGUAUAUGCACAUCAAGGACAUGCACAAGAGACUGCAGCAGAGGGUCCACACUUGGCAGAGGAAGGUUGGGAUUGCCGAGAUGACAUCCAAGUCUAAAGCAUGGAGCCAACACAGAGGCACUUCUGUCGUCAGUGCAGAAGCUGGAACAGUUGACAGCCAAUGUCCAGAUGCAGUGAAGCUGCCAUACAUAGCACAACAUGGCAAAUCUUAGCUUUAAAGAAGGACUUCCUGUGUUCAUAAACAUCAAAACCUCAGGUCCAUGUGACACCUGUGAGUCUCCGUGAAGAGGAACUAGAGUAAAUACAUCCUUCGGAGGGUCCACAUCCAUGCUUCAACUUCGUGUCUUUGGCUAUGAUGCCAACUUAGCUACACCUUUGCAUUCCACAUCGUAUUGAUUGCAUACUGUAUUUCAUCUACGAUAGCAAUAUUCGGCUAACAGGUGACAUUUCAGUAUGAACCUAAAAUGCACUGUAAACCUUUAUAGGUAACUUAUUCUAAGCUUUUCAACGUACUGUAGUAUACAUGUCCAACUGUUCAGCCACUUUUUGUAAGUACUUCAGGAGAUGUCUACAAAAGUAUCAUGCUGAGAUAUAGUUCAUCAUGAAGUAGUGGUUUUCUCCAACUGUCCAAAAGCAAUAUAGCUACUGCACCACACACCAAAAUGACACCAGUUGCACUUCACAUCAAUGAUUCAAAUCUCAACAGAGUACCGCAAAGUUAAUCAGGUCAAGCAGCACUUCACUUCUCAUCACAGCAGCUUUGUAAUGGCAAGGUAGCAUUCACAACACUUCAACGGAGAGGCUAGCUAGGUAAAAACACUCCAGAUUGUGGUCGUCUGGUUUCUUGCCUGACUGAUAAACAUUAUAUGCGCCGUGAUGUGUCCACUUCUUACAACCUCUAACCUAACUAGUGGAUACUUUCUAUGCUGUGCUAAGGGAAGCCUUUGUGAUUUGUUGUUGAAGUUGAUACCAAACGUAUCACACAAUAAGUCUUGUCUGACUGUGGGGACUGAAAUUACAGCUGUCUUUAUUUUUCUAACUGUGACAAUAUCUUCCACUAUAUAGAGCAGUGGUGGGGAAUCUAGGGUGCAUGUGCCACAUACAGCCUGCAAGAGCAUUGGAUUCGGCCUGCCAUGCAAUUCUAAAAACACAAACCUCAGAGGAAUU